This is a messenger RNA of Brugia malayi, 531 nucleotides long. RefSeq lists its product as uncharacterized. The coding region runs from base 1 to 531 and encodes 176 amino acids. The transcript has 5 exons. The record is from RefSeq and is a predicted model, not a curated record. Lineage: Eukaryota; Metazoa; Nematoda; Chromadorea; Rhabditida; Onchocercidae.
AUGCCGCAAGACAGUUUUCAUUGUUGCGUUAUCAAUGAUGGUGCAGGCCGAUGGUUCGUUUACUUCGAUAAACCCCGUUCAGUAAUGACUGUUACGGAUAGCAUGACGUCAACCUACGAAAAAGCGAUGACAACUAAAGACCAAAUUGAAUUUGCUGGAAAUGUCUCUGAAUCACUUCUUGAACAGUCUUGGCAAGAAAUGAUACUUAGAAGAACGCUGAAAGUAUCCGAAGUAACAGAUGACAAACUAAUUCUAGUGCACGUUGUCAACAGGAUCGAAUUGAACCGUGUUAUUAAUGCAGACAUGCAAUUAAGGACUGUUGAUUUGCUGGAAAGAGCUGUUAAUGCCUACUUGAGCUUGCUUGAGCGUCAGAUAAGAAAUAGAACAGAUGUUGAACAGAUGGCUGCUCGAAAAACAAUGCGGAAUCAGUCGAGUCAGAGGAAGAAAUCUGAAAAACAUGAAAACGGCUCAACAUCAGAAUCGAGCAAACGACGAAGAACUCGACCAACAGGUCUUAAUUUUGAUGACUGA